Messenger RNA from Manihot esculenta (cassava), 1249 nucleotides. RefSeq names its product axial regulator YABBY 1. Bases 413 to 1027 code for a protein of 204 amino acids. Gene Ontology annotation, biological process: fruit development; regulation of shoot apical meristem development; polarity specification of adaxial/abaxial axis. The record is from RefSeq and is a predicted model, not a curated record. The transcript is spliced from 7 exons. Gene Ontology annotation, cellular component: nucleus. NCBI's taxonomy places the organism in Eukaryota, Viridiplantae, Streptophyta, Magnoliopsida, Malpighiales, Euphorbiaceae.
UUAAUCUCAGCUGUUUAUGACUUAAAACUUACUCCCCUACCUCUCUCAAUCUCUCUCCACCGCCUCCCUCCCUGUUUAAGAUACAUUAACCAACUGUACAAAUUACUAAACAUGUAUAUACACACAUCCGUAUAAAAUGUUAUGACAAGAAGCAGAGAGAAGGCAACGCUUUCUGCUUCUGCUCAAUUCUCUACUCCUACAUUAGUAUUUAGUGGUAACUCCUUUCUCUUUCUCUUUUCUCUUUCCCCUACCUAUAUAUCUCUCUUUCUCUCUUUCUAUCCUAUAGUAACAACUCAACGAUCAAGAAGAACAGAUCCAGGAAGAGGAACUGUCCAUCAAAAUAUCCAUUGUUCAGUCACCCCAUCAAUCAUAUCAAGAAUCAAAAUCCCAAAAAAAAAAAAAAGUAAAAAACAUGUCCUCCUCAUCAGCUGCCUUUUCACCGGACCACCUCUCUCCCUCCGACCAGCUCUGUUACGUCCAUUGCAACUUUUGUGACACGGUCCUCGCGGUAAGCGUCCCUUGCUCUAGCUUGUUCAAGACUGUCACGGUUCGAUGCGGCCACUGCACCAACCUCUUGACCGUGAACAUGCGUAGCCUGCUUCUUCCUGCGGCUAACCAGCUCCACCUUGGUCAUGCUUUCUUCAACCCGCAGAAUAUCCUGGAGGAGAUCCGGAGCGUGGCACCACCGAAUAUGCUGCUAAAUCAGCCAAACCCAAAUGAGCCGCUUAUGUCUGUGCGAGGAGGGAUGGAGGAGCUCCCUAAGCCACCUGUGGUUAAUAGACCUCCGGAGAAGAGACAGAGAGUCCCAUCUGCCUACAACCGCUUUAUCAAGGACGAGAUCCAACGCAUCAAAGCUGGAAACCCUGAUAUAAGUCACAGAGAGGCGUUUAGUGCAGCUGCAAAGAAUUGGGCACACUUUCCACAUAUCCAUUUCGGACUUAUGCCUGAUCAACCCGUGAAGAAAACUAAUGUGCUCCAACAGGAAGGAGAGGUUGGUGCAGCCAAUGUGGGAGUUGCCCCCUACUAAUAAGCGAAAUUCUUAGGGUUUCUUUUUCAGCUCUCCAGCUCUUCUCUUUGUGUUGAACUGUUAAGUAUUAGUACUGAAAUCUAUAUGAAUCCUACUACCUAAGUAUUCAGUAUCCUAUCACAUUUUAGUUUUUAGGCCACUAUACCUUAGGACUUUUAGCUUUCUACAUUUAAAUGGAAUUAUUUGAUAAAUAUAGGUGGGAAGAGUUCUGCAUUAAUUUUA